UUUGCUGACGCUUCUUUUUACCACAUGUCUGCACUUUCAAGUUUAGUGCCAAAGGUUCUCUAUAUAUAGCCGAAGACAGCAAUUAGAUGGUCCCUUUUCAUGCGGAUUUCUAGCCAGCUGCCUGUUUCAUAAACGUCUUGCUAGAGCAGCUUUUCCAGACAGGAAAUUUAAAAUAUGGUGAAGUUACAGUUACCCAAUCCUGGCCUGGAGGACAGAAUACCUUCGUAUGCAGAAUUAGAGGUCCUUGAAAAAGAAGAGGCAGAUUCAAGACCGAAAUGGGAUAACAAGGCUCAGUAUAUGCUGACCUGCGUGGGGUUUUGUGUGGGCUUAGGGAAUGUAUGGCGAUUCCCGUAUCUCUGUCAGAGCCAUGGAGGAGGAGCCUUCAUGAUCCCUUUCCUGAUUUUGCUAGUUCUGGAGGGUAUCCCGCUGCUUCAUCUUGAGUUUGCUAUUGGUCAAAGGCUGAGGAAAGGCAGUGUGGGAGUUUGGAGUUCAAUCCAUCCUACUCUGAAAGGUGUUGGCAUAGCAGCAAUGUGUGUAUCCUUCCUUGUGGGAUUAUAUUAUAACACUAUUAUUGCCUGGGUGAUGUGGUAUUUCUUCAACUCCUUCCAAGAGCCCCUGCCUUGGAGUACCUGUCCUCUCAAUGCCAACAGAACAGAUUACAUAGACGAGUGUGCCAGAAGCUCUCCUGUAGAUUAUUUCUGGUACAGAGAAACAUUAAACAUUUCCACAUCUAUAACUGACUCAGGCUCUCUACAGUGGUGGAUUUUGCUAUGUUUAACAUGUGCAUGGGGUGUACUGUAUGUGUGCACAAUCAGAGGCAUUGAAACAACAGGAAAGGCUGUGUAUAUAACAUCAACUCUUCCUUACCUUGUGCUCACUAUUUUUCUAAUCCGUGGCUUAACUCUGAAGGGAUCAGUCAAGGGGAUUGAGUAUCUCUUCACUCCUAAUGUUGCUGAGCUGGCUAAUCCAGUGACGUGGUUGGAUGCGGGCGCUCAGGUGUUUUACUCUUUCUCCCUGGCCUUUGGAGGCCUCAUUUCUUUCUCCAGUUACAACUCUGUACACAAUAACUGUGAGAAAGAUGCUGUGAUUAUCUCAGUGAUCAAUGGUUUCACAUCUGUUUAUGCAGCAACCGUCAUAUACUCCAUCAUUGGAUUCAGAGCCACAGAACGAUAUGAUGAGUGUUUCGACAAAAAUAUUCUUACAUUGAUAAAUGCAUUUGAUUUGCCUGAAGGUAAUGUAACCCAAGAGAACUUUGAACAAAUGCAGAGGCUGUGUAACAUGACAGACCCAACGACUUUUGCAAACCUGAAGUUUGAAACCUGCAAUCUCGAAAGUUUCUUGAAUGAUGGAGUUGAAGGAACUGGCUUAGCGUUUAUUGUCUUCACUGAAGCUAUCACCAAAAUGCCUAUUUCACCUUUGUGGUCCGUCCUCUUCUUCAUCAUGCUCUUCUGUUUGGGUCUGUCGUCUAUGUUUGGAAAUAUGGAAGGUGUGCUUGUACCUUUACAAGAUCUUAAUGUCAUACCCCCAAAAUGGCCCAAGGAGCUCGUUACAGGUCUGAUUUGUUUGGGAUCUUACCUGAUAGCUUUUAUUUUUACACUGAACUCUGGUAACUAUUGGCUGGCUCUAUUUGACAGUUUCGCUGGCUCUAUUCCCUUGCUGAUAAUUGCAUUUUGUGAGAUGUUUUCAGUUGUCUACAUUUAUGGAAUAGACAGGUUUAACAAAGAUAUUAAGUUCAUGAUUGGACACAAGCCCAAUAUUUUCUGGCAAGUUACCUGGAGAGUUAUCAGUCCUCUCAUUAUGCUAGUUAUCUUCAUUUUUUAUUUCGUGGUGAAAGUCAAUCAAGAACUUCUCUACAGCGUUUGGGACCCUAAUUAUGAAGACUUCCCCAAAUCAGAGAAGAUUGGUUAUCCUGGCUGGGUAUAUGCUGUUAUUGUAGUCCUGGCUGGAGUGCCUGGUUUGGUCAUCCCUGUUUUUGCCAUUUACAAAGCCAUUAGAAAUUGCUCUCAGAAAAAAAGAGAUCGUGUGGGCCUGGUGAUCUCCACGUCAGAGACUUCUGUAAAUGGGAGCUUAAAGAAUUCAGCAUAAAGCCAUUUUAAAAGUGUGGAAGA
This is a messenger RNA of Tinamus guttatus (white-throated tinamou), 2108 nucleotides long. It is a transcript of the gene SLC6A19, whose product is annotated as solute carrier family 6 member 19. Gene Ontology annotation, biological process: neutral amino acid transport; sodium ion transmembrane transport; nitrogen compound transport. Gene Ontology annotation, molecular function: neutral L-amino acid transmembrane transporter activity. The record is from RefSeq and is a predicted model, not a curated record. NCBI's taxonomy places the organism in Eukaryota, Metazoa, Chordata, Aves, Tinamiformes, Tinamidae. Gene Ontology annotation, cellular component: plasma membrane; apical plasma membrane; brush border membrane.